UUUCUGCAUUAACAGCAUCUGGUCUUUCUGCUUUUACAACUUCUAGUUUUAGGCGUUAAAGUUGAAUUGGUCAAAUUAAGAAAGCAGCUAGCUAGCCCGCAACAGCGACAUGGCAGGCACCGUGGCUCGCCGAGGCUCUCGGAAGGAAGAUCUCGACUAUAAGUUACAUUUCCGAAUGAUAAACGAGCAACAAGUGGACGAUAUCUGUUUUGAUUUCUUCUAUAAGCCACACACCAUCACACUCCUGACAUUUACUGUGCUCAGCCUCAUGUACUUUGCGUUUACCAGGGACGAUGAGCACUCUGACAACAACCUCCGAGUUGGUCUGUUGGUGGUUGUCUCCUUCUUCUUGGUCAUCAGUAUCCUAGCCUUUCCUAAUGGGCCCUUUACCAGGCCUCACCCUGCAAUUUGGCGAAUGGUGUUUGGUCUCAGUGUUAUGUACUUCCUGUUUCUUGUCUUCCUCAUCUUCCUCAACUGGGACCAAGUAAAGAUACUGAUGUACUGGCUGGACCCAAACCUGCGCUAUGCCACACGGGAAGCCGAUGUCAUGGAAUAUGCUGUGAACUGUACAGUGAUAACAUGGGAGCGAAUCCUGAGCCACUUCGACAUCUUUGCUUUCGGACACUUCGCAGGCUGGGCCAUGAAGGCUCUGCUCAUCCGCAGCUACGGCCUCUGUUGGACCAUCAGCAUCACCUGGGAACUCACUGAGCUGUUCUUCAUGCACCUGCUGCCAAACUUUGCAGAGUGCUGGUGGGACCAGGUGAUACUGGACAUACUGUUGUGUAAUGGAGGAGGCAUCUGGCUGGGUAUGACCACCUGCCGGUUUUUGGAGAUGAGGACCUACCGUUGGGCCAGCAUCAAGGAAAUCCACUCCACCACAGGGAAGAUAAAGCGGGCCGUGCUCCAGUUCACCCCGGCCAGUUGGACUUAUGUGCGCUGGUUUGACCCAAAGUCCUCCUCUCAGAGGCUGGCAGGCAUCUAUCUCUUUAUGAUCCUUUGGCAGCUGACAGAGUUGAACACGUUCUUCCUCAAGCACAUCUUCGUCUUCCAGGCGUCUCACCCUCUCAGCUGGUGUCGUAUCCUCCUCGUUGGAGUCAUCACUGCACCCACUGUACGACAAUAUUAUGCUUACCUGACCGACACUCAGUGUAAAAGAGUUGGCACACAAUGCUGGGUGUUUGGGGCCAUUGCUUUCCUCGAGGCUCUUGCUUGUGUGAAAUUUGGUCACGACUUGUUUUCCAAGACACAAAUUCGAUAUGUGUUACUGUGGCUGCUCUGUCUGGCACUUAUCACACUUCUAUGUUUGUAUGGGAUGGUGUGGUAUGAGCAACAUAAAAUGAAGAGCACUUCUGUGCAAAGUGAGGACUGUGAUGACAGCAGUGCUGUCGACUCAUGUGGUUUUGUUCCAGAUGGCGUUGCAGCUCAGCGGGAUUCUUUGAGAAGUUUACAACCUACAAAACGAAGGAGAGCUUCUGCAAGGAACAGAUUUGUGAAUGGCCAUGGAGGAAAGAGACAAUAAGCAACACUGAUUCACAUCCUCUGUGAAAGAAUGAAGGUUACAGUCUUGAAAGCACCCAACAAGGCGAAUGCAGUACGCACUUAAAUUUACUGAAUAAUUAAAAGUUGCACCCAGGGUUUAAUAAAUCCUAGAGGGAAGGAAGCAGACUCACAUUGACAAGCCUUGAUAUAUUGUUUCUAAUGACUGUGGGAGUCAGAGGAAAAUCACACUUCAUAGACCUGAAGACUGCAGUGUACCAGCAGAUCUUUAAUACUCUAUGACAAGGACAAAAUUGGUUUUCUAUUUAAUAUUUUUAAACAGACCUUAAUAACCAUGGGAACAUGCACUGGACUGUGAAAUAAAAGGUGGCCUUAUUUGCACUGUAAAAACUAGCAUGGAAGCCUCAGCAUCGUCCUUCACCCAGUGUUUUUAGCUUUAAACUACUGACUGUAUGUGGGAUGCUUUGCACAGUGGGACAGGUUUAGUUUGUCCAGUCAGUGGUGUGUCGGCUUUAUCAGUGUGGUCUGAUUUACAAACCGUAUGUAUAGGUAACAGGCACGUUUUUGCACUUAACCUCUUUGACACCUCUUUGUUUUUAGUGUGCUAAAUUUCUUACUACACAACUAAAGAUUCCAGUUAUUGUUGUUUGUAACUUGAGUUGGGGAUUUUUAAUUGUUGAUUUAAUAUAUUUGUUUUUGUAUAAUAAUUGCCAAAAGUAGCCAAAUUUUUCACUUAACUAUGAUAUAGUAAGGCACAGGUACAUGCAGUACUAAAGGCUUUUAUUCAAUCACAUGCAUCACCAGAAAAGAUGAGAGGAGCAGCCAAGAGUUACUGAACCAUUUGUAGCCUUAUAUGUUAUUCUUACCCGUUUUAGCUUUCAUAAAUGUGGUUAUUGGAACUGUUGAGAUGUAAGUUAUUUUUGUAAUUUUGGUGUGUGUGUGUGUGUGUGUGUUUGCCGUUAGAGUGGUGAGUGGUGGAUGAUAGGUGUACUGACAGAAAAUACUGUGACAUUCAAUGCAAUAGCACUGUGGUGACAUUCAAUAGCAGAGGAUAAUCGCUUUUGUGAAAAUAUUCUUUUCAAAGUGUUUUUUUAGUAGUUCAACUUAAUGAAAUGUGACGUUAAUACAACACAGUAAGUGACUGGUCGACAUAAGCUCUUCCUAAUAUUGUUGAAUGAUGCUUUAUAGGUCAUCUUUAGUGUUAGUGUUUUACAAACUCCCAUUAGCUUGACCAAUGUUAGUAAGUUAAUGUUUACUUAUUGAAUUCAUAUUGAUGUUAUUUGAUUGAAACUUUUUUCAGCACUAACCUGCCUUGGUGAUUUUUAUCUUUUACAUCUACUUUUCUUAAAGUGUCAGACCACACUGUAUUUAAUAUAAAAUGUUUAAAAAUUGUUCAUUGUUGCCCACAAGUUGCUGCACAACUUAGUAUAACUGAUUUCUGAUUUUAUAUGGGUGGCUGGUUUGUUUUUGUACACAUAAUUAAAUGAUCACAUAUCA
Morone saxatilis (striped sea-bass) is the source of this 2994-nucleotide messenger RNA. It is a transcript of the gene ptdss1b, whose product is annotated as phosphatidylserine synthase 1b. Gene Ontology annotation, molecular function: L-serine-phosphatidylethanolamine phosphatidyltransferase activity. The coding region runs from base 110 to 1519 and encodes 469 amino acids. The record is from RefSeq and is a predicted model, not a curated record. Gene Ontology annotation, biological process: phosphatidylserine biosynthetic process. Lineage: Eukaryota; Metazoa; Chordata; Actinopteri; Moronidae. The transcript is spliced from 13 exons.